ACUUGUACCAAAAUCCUUUCAGACACUCCAACCGAAUUUUAACUUGCGCCGCCGGCGAAUCACCAUGCUAUCGGACGCCGACCUCACCGGCCGGCUCCGGCAGCUCCUAACCAUCUCCGAUCUCAACACCUCCACAACCGCCUCCAUACGCCGCAUGCUGGAGCAAGAAUUUGGAGUCGAUUUAACUGAUAAAAAAGCAUUUAUUCGCCAACAAAUCGAUCUCUAUUUAGAAACUCAACAGCAGAACGAAGAAGGUGACAACGAAGAGGAAGAAGAACAAGAUGAAGUUGAAGAAGAGGCUGAAGAAGAAGAAAGUAAUGGAAAAACUGGUGGAAGCAGAAAACGAGGGUCAAGAAAUGAGAACAAAGAGGUGAAGAAGAAAGGGGGCGGGUUUACCAAGUUAUGUACUCUUUCUCCACAACUUCAGAAAUUCACAGGAGUACCCGAAUUAGCAAGGACAGAGGUUGUUAAACAACUUUGGAGUUACAUUCGUGAACAUGAUCUGCAAGAUCCAGCCAAUAAAAGGAACAUACGUUGUGACGAACCAUUACGUGAACUUUUUGAUGUGGAUACGAUUGACAUGUUUCAAAUGAAUAAGGCUCUUGCUAAGCAUAUAUGGCCAUUGAAUUCUGAUGGUGCAGCUCCAGUCAGUGCAGCACCAAAGGAAAAGAAGCCUAAGAAAGAAAAAACAGAAGACUCAGCUGAGCCAAAAAGAAAGAAGAAAAAGGAGGGUGGCGGCGGCAGCGGUGGUGGCGGUGGCAGUGGUUCGGGUAUUAUGGCUCCAAUUCCACUUUCAGAAGCUUUGGUGAAAUUUCUCGGAACAUGUGAAGACGCGUUGGCACGCUCGGAUGUUGUUAAGAGAAUCUGGGACUACAUUAAACAAAAUAACCUUCAGUUACAUAUGUUUGAUCCUGCGGACAAAAGGCAGAUUAUAUGCGAUGACAAGCUGAAAGAGCUCUUUGAUGUUGACACAUUCAAUGGAUUUACGGUUUCAAAACUUUUAUCAACUCAUUUCAUAAAGGCUGAAAGGUGA
Helianthus annuus (common sunflower) is the source of this 1033-nucleotide messenger RNA. RefSeq names its product upstream activation factor subunit spp27. The record is from RefSeq and is a predicted model, not a curated record. NCBI's taxonomy places the organism in Eukaryota, Viridiplantae, Streptophyta, Magnoliopsida, Asterales, Asteraceae. The transcript is spliced from 6 exons. The coding region runs from base 65 to 1033 and encodes 322 amino acids. Gene Ontology annotation, cellular component: nucleus.